Neogale vison (American mink) is the source of this 1170-nucleotide messenger RNA. RefSeq names its product three prime repair exonuclease 1 (gene TREX1). NCBI's taxonomy places the organism in Eukaryota, Metazoa, Chordata, Mammalia, Carnivora, Mustelidae. Bases 13 to 1125 code for a protein of 370 amino acids. The record is from RefSeq and is a predicted model, not a curated record. Gene Ontology annotation, biological process: DNA catabolic process. The transcript has 3 exons. Gene Ontology annotation, cellular component: cytoplasm. Gene Ontology annotation, molecular function: 3'-5'-DNA exonuclease activity; nucleic acid binding.
ACCAGCCUUGUGAUGUUUCCUGAGUCUGACGCUGAGUGGGAGGGAUGGAGCAGGAGCCAGACCCAGGGAAGGCCGAUAUCCCUCCUAAGCCUGGCUGGAGUUGAGACCUGUCCCCAUGCAAGAACCAGCCAGACCCCGAAUCACUGCUGCUGCCUGCUGCUCGGCUCCUGGCAGGUACCCAGCAUGGGCUCACAGGCCCCAGCUCCAGGACCCGUGCAGACCCUCAUUUUCUUGGACCUGGAGGCCACUGGCCUGCCUUCCUCCCAGCCCAAGGUCACGGAGCUGUGCCUGCUGGCUGUCCACAGAUGUGCCCUGGAGAGCUCACCCCCUACUCAGGGGCCUCCCACAGUGCCCCCACCACCCCGGGUGCUGGACAAGCUCUCUCUGUGCGUGGCUCCAGGGAAGGCUUGCAGCCCAGAAGCUAGCAAGAUCACAGGCCUAAGCACAGCCAUACUGGCAGCACAUGGACGACUAUGCUUUGACGCCGACCUGGCCGGCCUGCUCCGAGCCUUCCUGAAGCGCCAGCCACAGCCCUGGUGCCUCGUGGCACACAACGGCGACCGCUAUGACUUCCCCUUGCUCCAGGCGGAGCUGGCUGUACUAGGCCUUGCCAGUGUUCUGGAUGGUGCCCUCUGUGUGGAUAGCAUUGCUGCCCUGAAGGCCCUGGAGCGUGCUGCCAGCCCCUCAGAGCAUGGUCCACGGAAGAGCUACAGUCUGGGCAGUGUCUACACACGCCUGUACGGCCAGGCCCCCCCGGACUCCCACAUGGCCGAGAGUGACGUCCUCACCCUGCUCAGCAUUUGUCAGUGGAGGCCGCAGGCCCUGCUCCAGUGGGUGGAUGCACACGCCAGGCCGUUCAGCACCGUCAAGCCCAUGUACGUGGUCACAGCCUCUGCUAGAACCAACCCAAGGCCAUCUGCUUCCACGGCCACUAAAGCCCUAGCAAGAGCCACGGACACUGGUGCCAACCUGGGCAAGGGCAGGAAGCCCAAGGCCGUUCCUCCAGUGGAGGGCCCUGGAGCCUCACCCAAGGAGGGACUGCUGGCCCCACUGGGCCUGCUGACCUUCCUCACCUUGGCACUAGCCAUGCUGUAUGGGCUCUCCUUGGCCACACCUGGGCAGUAGGCCAAGAGGAAAGUCUGACCAAUAAAGACCCCCUCCUCUCCAGCA